AAGCAACAUGCCGAUGCAAGUGCCCGGAUACCACACCAACACGCCCCUGCACCCGUCGUUCGACGAGGACAUCCGUGACCUCCACCUGCUGUACGACUACGACGCCGAGGGCGCGGACGGCAAGCCCGAGAAGUGGCGCUACGAGAUGUGGUUCUUCUCGGAGAACCGCAUCGUGUACUCGAUCCACGGCGGCCCCAUGGCCGGCCGUCUCAACUACCAGACCGUGGCCUUCCAGUGCAUCCGCCCCGGUGAGCUCUGGCAGUGCAACUGGCUCGAGGAGACCGGCACAAUCGUGUCGCUCGUGUACGACAUCAAGAACCAGAAGAUCACGACCAUGAUCGGCUUCUCCAAGGGCCACUGGGAGCACCCCGAGGAUGCCCACGGCGACAAGCGCAACCCCGAGGACUACGCGCGCUGGCGCAAGCUGGCCGAGCUUGGCAACAACCGCGACCGCCUCAUCCUGAGCGAGCAGGCCAACAUCCUCGAGACCUUCAAGGGCGCCGGCAACCUCGUGCCCAUCGCCCCGGACGCCGAGACCCUCUAAGUUGCUGGCUAACCAGCAGCACCAGUCGGCGUUUAGAGAGACUGCAUGCGCACGCUCUCUCUUCUCUGUCAUAAGCAGUAAAUAAAAACUCACGAUUUUGCGCGU
Phytophthora sojae is the source of this 649-nucleotide messenger RNA. RefSeq lists its product as hypothetical. The record is from RefSeq and is a predicted model, not a curated record. Bases 8 to 544 code for a protein of 178 amino acids. The transcript has a single exon. Lineage: Eukaryota; Oomycota; Peronosporomycetes; Peronosporales; Peronosporaceae. Gene Ontology annotation, molecular function: carboxy-lyase activity.